AUCAUACCAAAAGGACAAACAGAAACACUGACACAACUUUGACGACACAGGCAACAUAAAGUUCACUUAUGAGUCAGAAACAGACGGCAGUAUAGCAUUUAUGAACAUGAAAAUAACCAUGCAGACCGACGGGACCCUAAACAUAAACACAUGUAGGAAACCAACACACACAGACCAAUAUUUAUUAUGGACAUCAGAACACCCCACCAUACACAAAAGGUCAGUAAUCAGAACAUUAUAUCACCGAGCAAACAUGGUAACAGAAGAAAGAGACCACAAACAAGAGGACAAACAUAUACAACACGCUUUAAAGACCUGCGGAUACCCGACAUGGGCAAUAAACAAAGGAAAACGACAAACAACAACAACAGAAAGAAAAGAACAACCAAAGCAAAGAACCAGAAAGACAAGAACCAAACCAGUGAUAACCCUACCAUACAUCAAAGGCAUAACAAAAAAAAAAAUAAGAGCAACAAUAAAAAAACACAACAUUAACACACCAAAGAAACCAUACACAACAGUUAAAAACAGACUAGUGCACCCAAAAGGCAAAAUACCAGCUGGACAUAAAUGUGGAUUCAUUUACGAAAUCCCAUGCAAACUUUGCAAUAAAACAAACAUAGGAGAAACCGGACGCCAACUCAGCACACGAACAAUAGAACAUAGAAAGGAGUGCGAGAAAGAGGCAAGUCGAAAACAACAAGAGUAGCAAAACAAGAAGCAGAAAGUACAAUAAAGAAGUCAGCCGUAACAGAUCACUGCACAAGAGAAAACCAUGUAAUGGACUGGGACAACACAAGGAUCAUAAACACCGAACAACAGAAAUACAAAAGAUGGAUAAAGGAAGCCAUAGAGAUAAGGAGACGUGGAUGUGGGACCAUGAACAGAGACGAUGGGGUUUACACGUUGGAUUGUGCAUGGGACUGCAUCAUCGGAGAGGGGAGAUCGGGCAGCAGAGGGCAACAACGUCCUCUGCUGCCCGCGGAGUAGGAAGUGACGCGCCACCAUCAGCGUCAGCUCUUAGGAUGUUUGCAGAUGAAAGAACGUACCAAAGAGGUUUAAAGUCCAGCUAAAGGCUCAGGAACCCAAUGGAUGUGUUUUGAUGAUCACUUAGGACAGCAGUAGCUCAGGAGAUAGAGUAGGUAGAUUGCCCUGUUCUCACCCAGGCUACUCUGCUGUUCUGUCUUUGGGCAAAACACUUCACUUGCCUGUGUUGAUGGGGGCAGAUGGUGCAAAAUGGCAGCCUUGCCUCUGUCUGACCACUACUUAGUGGCUUACAAUCACCAGCUGUGUGAGUGCAAGAAUAACAGAAAGCACUUUGAGUGCUUUGAAAAGUGCUAUGUAAAUCUAAUCAAUCAAAACAAUUCCUAUAAUGUGACACUUUCAUUUCCUCGGAAAGCAACAUGAUUCUGAUUCUAAUUCAGUAUUAUGAUCACUUCCUGUUUCUCUCAGGAAGUUAGACUUGCGCUCAGGACUCUAAGUGAGCAAAUGCCUUUGCCAAUAAGGCAGAACGUCUUGAGUUAAACAGACUUCCACAAAAACUCGGAAAACGAGAGGUCAGAGUAAGUUUUUUUUUAUAGUUGUGUUUCAAUAUUUUAUCUAAAUUUACAGAUGUGUAGAGAAUCAGUGGUCUAGUAGCUGUAUUUUUCUAUCUCUUUAACUCACUUCUGUUCUUGACUGUUUAGAGAAUUCUGGGGGAUACUUUCAAAACAUUUUGCUGCAUGGUGAGUGAGACGUUCUUAUUAUCACUACAAUUUAAAAGCUUUGAAAUAUUCUAUUUAAACGUAGUGAGGAUGCUCCAACAAAUUGUUUUAAAUCGAGAAAUAGUCCCAUUUUUUUAGGUCUAACCAAAAGGGUUGAAUGUUUUUGACUGGACCAACAAGAACUUUUACCAGCAUCAUUUAAAGAUUAGAAAAAAAUUAUUUUUUUUAUGUGCAGCAUUUCCAAGUAAAUCAUUCUUGUACUUUCUUCAUGACAGGACAGGUGGAAACACUGAAAAUAUGGAGUUCAGUUUCAUAAAGAGGUUUGUCCUUUUCUGCAUUCUGGGUGUUAUGGUGUUCAUCUUCUACCAUGGAUGGCCUAGAAUAACCCAGUACCCCACCCUAAAUCCAUUAAGGAGUGAUGGAAAUCUGACAAUCCUGAUUUGGCACUGGCCUUUUGGCCAGUCAUUCAGUCUGAAGGGUGACGUUUGCUGGGAUCUCUACCAAAUACCUCAUUGUAAGCUGGUGGACCAGCGCUCCUUCUACCCCGCUGCUGAUGUUGUAGCGUUCCAUAACAGAGAACUGAUUGAUGGAAGUCAGAAGCUGCCCACUGACCUCCCUCGUCCACAGGGUCAGAGGUGGGCCUGGAUGUCCCUGGAGUCCCCUGAUAACAACGGAGACCUGCGGCGGUUUGCUAAUCUCUUCAACAUGACCAUAUCCUACAGGAGAGAUGCUGAUAUCACUGUACCGUAUGGUGAGCUGCUACCUGUGGAGACUGAGGAACACCUGGUGGAGGACAGGCGUGUGAAUAAAAGCUCUUUGGUCUGCUGGGUGGUCAGCAACUACAGGAGCCACUACAAAAGAAGCCAAGUGUACAAAGAGCUGAGUGCUACAGUUCCCAUCAAGGUUUAUGGCCGCUGGAGUAAUACACCUCUCUCCUCUGAAGACCUCUUACCUACCAUCUCACGCUGCUACUUUUAUUUAGCUUUUGAGAAUUCUGUGAGCAAAGACUACAUCACAGAAAAGCUGUGGUACAACGCUUACCUAGCAGGAGCUGUGCCUGUUGUGCUGGGACCAUCCAUAAAUCACUACAAAGCCGUGGCUCCGGAACAUUCUUUUAUUCACGUUGACGAGUUUGCUUCAAUAAAAGAUCUGGGAACGUACCUGCAACAGCUUGCAGGUGACAAGAAGAGGUACAACGAAUACUUUAACUGGAAAAAGCACUGGAAGGUGAAAAUGAACAAAGGCUGGAGGGAAAUGGUGUGCAAAAUCUGCACACGUUACGAUACUUUGCUUCAGCACAAGGUUUAUUAUGAUCUAGAGUCCUGGGACAAAACUACUCUUUAAUAUGAAUCUACAGAAAACGUCCACGUCUAUAGAUGUCAUAAUGCUACAGUCAUCAUGAAUAUUCCCAUUGUGAAGUGUUUUAAAAUUAUUUUCCACCGCUAGUCUGCCUACCAUAUACAAUACUCAGAUUAAAAAGGGAAGAAAUGGUCAUAUCCUGCAGCGUGAGACACAAAUAACAUUGGUUUAUCUCACCCCAGGAUGUGUGGUUGUUGGUUGCAGCUGAUGUUCUUCUCUCCUGAAAUGAAACCUGCUUCGUUGAAGCUUUAAACUUCCCCAGUCUAAUUAAAUUCUGCUGUUACUAAUA
Molecule: messenger RNA, 3351 nt
Organism: Nothobranchius furzeri (turquoise killifish)
Lineage: Eukaryota; Metazoa; Chordata; Actinopteri; Cyprinodontiformes; Nothobranchiidae
Product: alpha-(1,3)-fucosyltransferase 7-like
Cellular component (GO): membrane
Molecular function (GO): alpha-(1->3)-fucosyltransferase activity
Source: RefSeq, a predicted model, not a curated record